AUGGAAUCUACCAAGGAUAUUAUUAUUGUUGGUGCUGGUAUUUUUGGCUUAUCAACUGCGAUCGCGUUAGCAGAAAGAUAUGCAAAUCGCACAAUUCAUGUUGUCGACAGAUUUGAGCCGCCGGUACCCGACGGAAGCUCAGUAGAUACAACUAGGUGUAUUCGAUUUGAUUAUAAAGAUGAAACCUACUGCAGAUUGGCCCAUGAGUCAAUGAAUUUAAUUAAGGCAGACCCUAUGAUUUCUAAACUUUUCCAUCAGCAGGGAAUGACUUUUGUUUACGAUGGAAACCACGAUACUUGGGAAGAUAUAUUCUUAAGUAGCAAGAGUUCCGCUGAAAAAGUCAAUGAAAGGGAGGAGGGGAAGAUGGAUUAUUACGACUCUGCCGAAGAUGUUUUCCGAAGCAUUCAUAAUAGGAGUCCUAAUUCGGUAGAAACAACUGAAUUAGGAGGACCAAAAAAGUGGAACAAAGGAUACACUAACCGUGUGAAUGGCUUUAUUGAUGCUAGAGCAAGCAUAAAAGUAUAUUAUGAGCGUGCAAGAAAUUUUCCAAACGUUAAUUUUAGAUUUCAAGAGGUCGAAAAGAUAGACUACUUCAAGAAUACGAAGAAAGUGAAAGGUGUCUUAUUGAAAAAUGGAGACAAGAUUUCAGCCGACUUAGUUAUUGUUGCAGCUGGUGCUUGGAGCUGUAAGCUAGUUAACUUAGAUAAUAUUUCUAAGUCUAGCGCUAUUGAAGUAGUUUGGUUCAAAGUGACUCCCUCAAUGGAAAAGGAAUGGAAGCAAAUGUCAAUAACCACAAACCUUUCAACAGGAAUAAAUAUCUUCCCUCCAUAUAAUGGAGAAAUUAAAGUCUUGAGGAGAUCAGCUGGCUACAAAAAUACAGUCGCUAUUGAAUCGCCGAGCCCGUUCUCCCGAGUAAAACAAGAAAUUUCAGUUCCCCGAACCAUUAUUGAUAGUCCAAAAGAUUGGAUUCCAGAAGAAGCAGAAAUUGAGAUUAGAGGAAAUUUGAAAGAAAUAAUGCCUUCUUUGUGCGAAUUACCAUUCGAUAGGACCAAACUAUGCUGGUUAACGCAGACUACAACCUCUAAUUUUAUAAUUGACUAUUAUCCUGAGGCUGAAAACGUUUUGGUUGCUACGGGUGGCUCUGCCCAUGCUUGGAAGUUUGUUCCAAUAAUAGGUGACAAAGUAGUUGAUUUUAUCGAAGGAAGGUUAGAAACAGAGCUAAUUAGAAAAUGGAGUUGGAAGGAAAAGCUAACAUCGACUGUUGAAAAUGAGAAUGCUCCCAGAAUGAAAGGGGAUCCGAAAGAAAUGAAAGAAUGUAUUAGGAAUGUAUAUGAUCUUUGA
This is a messenger RNA of Debaryomyces hansenii CBS767, 1341 nucleotides long. Its product is annotated as NAD(P)/FAD-dependent oxidoreductase. The record is from RefSeq and is a predicted model, not a curated record. Bases 1 to 1341 code for a protein of 446 amino acids. Lineage: Eukaryota; Fungi; Ascomycota; Pichiomycetes; Serinales; Debaryomycetaceae. The transcript has a single exon. Gene Ontology annotation, molecular function: flavin adenine dinucleotide binding; sarcosine oxidase activity; L-pipecolate oxidase activity.